Molecule: messenger RNA, 741 nt
Organism: Ambispora leptoticha
Lineage: Eukaryota; Fungi; Glomeromycota; Glomeromycetes; Archaeosporales; Ambisporaceae
Source: the annotation of a GenBank genome assembly
AUGGUUGAAGUUGGUGAUACGAGUAACAAACGUCCAAUUGCUGAUGUCAAUAUGGCAAGAGUAGACAUUAUUAAUCUAAUUAACACAUUCAUAACCAAACUCACCGAUUACUGUGCCAAAUUUAACGCUGAACUUACCUCACGCGAUGAAAACUUUACAGCGGAGGUCCAAAGAAUCUUGAUAAUGCUAAAUACUUCUACUGCGAGACUUGAUGAGAUCGAACAAGUUCUUCAAACCUACCAUAAUAAUUUUGGUAGAGUAGCAACCGAAUUCGAAUCAAUCAAUAAAUCUAUCACAAUUCUUCAAACCGAAGUUAAUCAACGACACUGCCUCGUGCAGAGUACUAAUAGGAGAGGAUCAGACCAGCAAAGCGAGGUUUCAUCAUCUUCUACUGGUUUAUCAGACCAGCAAAGCGAGGUUUCGUCAUCUUCUACUCGUUCAUCAGAGGCUUCGUCAUCUUCUGCUCGUUCAUCAAAUUCCUCAAACUCAAGCCAAAAACUCGCGAAUAUCAUUUCUGUAAUCCGGGAACAGUUUAAGGCUAUCUUUGAUAGAGUUAAGGGUGCGAAUGAUCAUACUUUGGAUCAGAUGUGUAAUGUUGUAUCGGCUGAUAUUCUUAGGCUUGGGAUGGGAGCAAUUGGAAAAGAUACAAUAAAGAGUUUUUACAAUGGGAAUAGUAUAAGAAGCGAAAACUUAGAAAAGAUAGGUGCUUGGAUAGAUAACAGUCAUUUACACCACUACUGA